Molecule: messenger RNA, 1319 nt
Organism: Lotus japonicus
Lineage: Eukaryota; Viridiplantae; Streptophyta; Magnoliopsida; Fabales; Fabaceae
Product: peroxidase 73-like
Exons: 4
Coding region: 72-1040 (322 amino acids)
Biological process (GO): response to oxidative stress; hydrogen peroxide catabolic process
Molecular function (GO): heme binding; peroxidase activity
Source: RefSeq, a predicted model, not a curated record
UCCACUUAAACACCAUCCUCAUUAGUUCUCUGCUCUGUGUUUUCUUGUCUUCCUGCAAAAAAACCAGCAAAAUGGGUCAGAUUAAUCGUGUACUUGUGCUGUCACUCUCAUUAACGCUGUGUUUUUACACUUGUUUUGCUCAGCUUAGCCCAAACCACUAUGCUAGUACCUGCCCCAAUCUUCAAAGCAUCGUUAAAGGUGUUGUUCAGAAGAAAUUUCAACAAACAUUUGUUACAGUUCCUGCUACCCUUCGUCUCUUCUUUCACGAUUGCUUUGUUCAGGGUUGUGAUGCUUCUGUUAUGGUGGCGUCUAGUGGGAAUAACAAAGCAGAGAAGGAUCACCCUGAUAAUCUGUCACUGGCGGGUGAUGGGUUCGACACCGUGAUCAAAGCGAAAGCCGCCGUGGACGCUGUUCCGCAGUGCAGGAACAAGGUUUCGUGUGCUGAUAUUCUCGCCUUGGCUACCCGGGAUGUUGUUGUUCUGGCUGGUGGACCUUCCUACACUGUUGAAUUGGGGAGAUUUGAUGGGCUAGUUUCAAGAGCUUCUGAUGUAAAUGGGAGGCUUCCUGAGCCAAACUUCAACUUGAACCAGCUUAAUUCCCUAUUUGCGUCACAAGGGCUCACCCAAACAGACAUGAUUGCACUCUCAGGUGCACAUACCCUCGGAUUCUCCCACUGCAACAGGUUCUCGAAUAGAAUAUACAGCACCCCAGUGGACCCAACACUCAACAGGAACUACGCAACCCAGUUGCAACAAAUGUGCCCCAAGAAUGUGAACCCCCAGAUCGCCAUCAACAUGGACCCUACGACUCCUCGAACAUUCGACAACAUUUACUACAAGAACCUUCAGCAAGGGAAGGGUCUCUUCACCUCUGAUCAGAUCCUCUUCACGGAUCAACGGUCCAAGGCCACCGUUAAUUCAUUUGCUUCUAACAGCAACACCUUCAAUGCCAACUUCGCGGCGGCCAUGAUCAAAUUGGGUCGCGUCGGAGUUAAGACCGCCAGAAAUGGGAAGAUUCGUACUGAUUGUUCAGUGCUUUAAAUAGCAUGUAUUUUGUGGAGGAAUGUGAGUGAUGGAGAAAAAUUUGCAAGUGGUAGUUAGAUUAUUAUUUGAUGUUAUUAAUCGGUGAGGGAUAUUGAGGUGGCUUGUUUGGAUUUAAUGGGAUGGGAGAAUAAGCUUUAGUUUCUCUUUGGUGUGACGUUUCAAAUAAUUAGAAGUCCUCUGAAUUUAUGAACUCUCCCUGAAUUGUUCAUAAAAAAUGAAUAAGAGAGUGUUACCAGAAAUAUAUAUGAAUGAAUGAAUGGAUUUAUUGUUUGAGCA